UCAUUAAAUACCCAAAUUGGAAUACAAUGGGGCAGAGUACGGGGAAAUAAAUAACAAACGACAGUUUUCUACCACAAAAUGGCAGGAUUCAAUAAAUUAGCUAAAGUAACACCAAAUAUCAAUUUCAUCACUACCCUCUGCAGCUGAUUCUCUUUGUUUUCAAAUUAUAGUGUGUUCUUCCUCCAUUUUCUUUCUUCUCAGUUCUCAACAUAAGAGAGCAAUGUCCAACAAUGUUGGCGCCAAGGACUACCACGACCCGCCUGCAGUCCCCUUGAUCGACGCCAAGGAGUUCAGCCAGUGGUCAUUUUACAGGGCCAUCAUCGCCGAGUUCGUCGCCACGCUUCUCUUCUUGUACGUCACUGUUCUCACUGUCAUUGGCUACAACCACCAGUCCAACACCAAAAACGGCGGCGAAAUCUGCGGUGGCGUCGGCAUUCUCGGCAUCGCCUGGGCAUUCGGCGGCAUGAUCUUCGUCCUCGUCUACUGCACCGCAGGAAUUUCUGGAGGGCAUAUUAACCCCGCGGUGACUUUUGGGCUGUUUCUUGCUCGAAAGGUGUCUCUGGUGAGAGCCGUUUUAUAUAUGGCGGCGCAAUGUUUGGGCGCAAUUUGUGGGUGUGCGUUGGUGAAGUCAUUCCAAAAGGCUCACUACAUUGAGUACGGCGGUGGAGCCAAUCAGCUCGCCGUUGGGUACAGCACCGGCACCGGCUUAGCCGCGGAGAUCAUCGGAACUUUCGUUCUUGUUUACACCGUCUUCUCUGCCACCGAUCCCAAGAGGAACGCCAGAGAUUCUCACGUUCCUGUUUUGGCGCCACUCCCAAUUGGGUUCGCGGUGUUCAUGGUUCAUCUGGCCACCAUUCCGAUCACCGGAACCGGCAUCAAUCCCGCUCGGAGCUUGGGGGCUGCUGUGAUCUUUAACAAAGACAAGAUAUGGGAUGACCAGUGGAUCUUCUGGGUUGGCCCCUUCAUUGGAGCUGCCAUUGCUGCAAUUUAUCACCAAAUUAUAUUGAGGGCAGGCGCUGUUAAGGCUCUUGGAUCGUUCAGAAGUUCCACCGCCGUGUAAAUCUUGUCCAAAUCUCCAUUCUUCUGUGUUUGGGGACAAGAAGUGUGAACUGAAGGCACUUGUUUUAUGUGUGCCCUCUGCCCAAUUGCUCUGUUUUUGGUUCCCUCUUUUCUUUUGCUUUUCCUCUGUUUUUCUCUGCCAAUUAUGUAACUCUGGGCUUUGUUUGAAUGCAAAAUUGAUCCCAAUCAAGUGGGUUAUGUUUAUGGUUUAUGAUAAUUUGUGCCAUUUUCAUUUA
This is a messenger RNA of Momordica charantia (bitter melon), 1295 nucleotides long. Its product is annotated as aquaporin PIP2-3-like. Gene Ontology annotation, molecular function: channel activity. NCBI's taxonomy places the organism in Eukaryota, Viridiplantae, Streptophyta, Magnoliopsida, Cucurbitales, Cucurbitaceae. The record is from RefSeq and is a predicted model, not a curated record. Gene Ontology annotation, biological process: transmembrane transport. Gene Ontology annotation, cellular component: membrane.